AUGGAGGUGGGUGCCUUCCCUGAAUCAGACAACCUUUUCAAAUGGGUGGGGAUCAUCCAUGGAGCAGCUGGCACAGUAUAUGAAGACCUGAGGUAUAAACUGUCCCUGGAGUUCCCCAGUGGCUACCCUUACAAUGCACCCACGGUGAAGUUCCUCACGCCCUGCUACCACCCCAACGUGGACACCCAGGGUAACAUCUGCCUGGACAUCCUGAAAGACAAGUGGUCCGCCCUGUACGACGUCAGGACCAUCCUGCUCUCCAUCCAGAGCCUGCUCGGAGAACCCAACAUCGAUAGCCCUUUGAACACACAUGCCGCUGAGCUCUGGAAAAACCCCACAGCCUUUAAGAAGUACCUGCAAGAAAUGUACUCAAAGCAGGUCUCCAGCCAAGAGCCCUGACCCAGGAUGUGCAGCUCUCCUUCUGUUGUCUUUAUAUAUUUUUUUCCCUUAGAUGGUCUGUCCUUUCCUCGAUUUCUGUACAGGACUCUGUAUCUUAUCUGUGGUGUCAUUUUUGUUUUGUUUAUGUUUUUUAAAUUAAGUGUCUGGUUAAGCCCUUGUGAUGA
This is a messenger RNA of Kogia breviceps (pygmy sperm whale), 563 nucleotides long. The record is from RefSeq and is a predicted model, not a curated record. NCBI's taxonomy places the organism in Eukaryota, Metazoa, Chordata, Mammalia, Artiodactyla, Physeteridae.